Messenger RNA from Linum tenue, 285 nucleotides. NCBI's taxonomy places the organism in Eukaryota, Viridiplantae, Streptophyta, Magnoliopsida, Malpighiales, Linaceae. The record is from the annotation of a GenBank genome assembly.
AUGAUAAGGAAGCCAGCGACCCUCUUCUCUGCUUCUCUUGCGCUUUUGACGUUCCAAUGUUUUAGGGUUCUCUGUGUCGCCCAGGACUUCGAUUUCUUCUACUUUGUCCAACAGUGGCCCGGAGCCUAUUGUGACUCGAGGCAGAGAUGCUUCUACCCAAAGACAGGCAAACCCACAGCCGAUUUCGGGAUCCAUGGUCUCUGGCCUAACUACAAGAACGGCGCCUACCCUUCCAACUGCGACCGUGACAGCGUCUUCCACGAAUCACAGGUUGGUUGGAAUUAA